AACAAGUUACACAAACGGGUGUCGACGCCUUUCUCGGGUCAACAUGGCGUCAUAACUUCGUGUCUGAGGACAGGAUAAACUACAGGUAUAAACCAGACAGUUCAGACAAGCAUAUGAAGAUGAAGUCGGAAUAUGAAAUAUACAGAUCACAGACGGAUCCUUUCUGGUCAGACAUUCCUCACGAAAAAUCAACGAUGGCGUCCAAGAAAAGGAAAGCAAAACGAAAUGCCUUGUAUUUGAUGAAAGCCAGACCAUCAUUAAGAGAUGUGAACAUUUCACCCCCGGCACGCAAAAAGAGGAUGAAAACAUUCAUCAGGCAUAAGAAGUGCCUUUCAAAAGAAGACUUCCGAGUUGUUCUACCUUUCGGCCAUGUUGAGGAUGAAAUAUCUGCGACAACUAGUCAUGAAAGAAUUUCCCUUUUUGUGAAAUCAAGAACUACAUAUAGAAUAUUCCUGCAUGGGAAACUGAAUAUGAUUCAGUUGAAGGAGGCGAUUGAGUACAAAGACAAUAUUCCUGCUCACCUUCAGAUGCUGACUCAUCAUGGCAAACUGAUACGGCCAUCUACACUGAAAAACUUACAGCCUGAUGACACCAUCCAUGUCAUUGUACGAAGUAAGGGGGGCAUGAAAGGUGCUGCAACAAAACUCUCUGUUGUCAAGAAAGGGGCCGGUUUGCCAAAUUCUGCGACUGAAGAUGAAGUUCAGGAGUGGCUCCUAAGCGUCAUCAAAGUACCCAGGCUUCUGAUUAAAGAUGAAGUUAAAUUAGUAGAUGGGGAAAUGCUGAAUGAGUACAUGAAAGCGAGUGACAUAAAUGAAGAGCUUGGACUCCCCAUGGGUUUUUGUCGGAAAAUUCUAUAUCUAAAUGAGAACCAUACAGGGGAUAGGAUAUCUGGUAUGAGUAAAGAAUCACUUGAAUCAUUUACACCUGAUCAUAUAUGUGGCGUUGCAAAAGAAACUUUUAAGGACGAUAAACACCUUGAUCAGAUUCUGCAGGCUAUCAGAAAUGAACACAUUGAUGGUUUUGUGGCAAUGCUGUACGAGAAUCCUGAAACACUUGCUACUGACUUGAACAUCAAAAAGGUGUUAGGUAGGAAGUUGUUAAUAUGUAUAAAGAGGGCGUUGAAAGAGUUUACCAAAGAUACAAUAGGAACAAAGAAUGUCAAGGGAAGAACUGACAUAGAGACAGAGAUUAAAACUGCUCCAGAACACGACAUAUCAACUGAACCUACAGCCCAGUUAGUGUCUAAAACAACCAGUGAACAUACAUCAGAAUUAUCGCCUGGCGCACCAAAGAAGCCAGCUGAUGCAUCACAACACCUAGAAAGUCCAUCUAUCGCCUUUCUACGAAAACAUUUGGGAUUAGAUAUUGAGCAAACCAAUGAUGUCAGACAAAAAUCAGAUCAUCAACUUAUCGCAAUUCACAGUUCUUGGGAACCAAGUCACCAACUCGCUCGGAUGUUUUUGUUUUGGGUAUUAUGCAAAGGAGAUCAGUUUGAUAAAUCUUGCGACAGAAAAGAGCUGUGGAAGGUGAUUGUUCAAAGCACAUCAACCUGGUUACAGACAUUACCCGAGGUACUGCAAUCUGAUUUUGUAGAAGGGAAAGGAGAAAAUCAAUUUCAGUUCAAAGGACAAAAAUCAGUUCGACUUUGUCCAGUUGGAGAAAAGGUUAUCAAAUAUGAACACUUAACUCCAAAACAGAGGGACCAAUACAAAUAUCAUAUUCUUAUUUUACACGAAGAUAUUAUUGACACCAAAGACCAGGUUUAUAAGAUCUUUGAUGGAAGAUGUUGUUUGACUGCUUCCGUAAAGGAAGUCACAAACAAAAUGUAUUGCAUUGACAAAACAAUCACAAAUGUGACAACCUUGACAUUGAAUACACCAACUAAAAGCCUUUCUCAUACACAGAAAUCAAGAGAAGCAUUCUCUGAAGGAGGUGAAAAAGAUAAUGAAUUUGACCUGACCUAUCAUGGUGAAAUGAAGGAAAGAUAUGGAAAGACACAUACCUUUUCUCAAAAACCUACCAUAAAUGAUUUAAAGACUGCCAUUCAAUUCCAGAGACCAAGGCCAUUUAAACAAGACUGCCUCUCAACGGUAUAUUUUCAAAGACUAUGUAAUAGAUAUUCCUGA
Messenger RNA from Haliotis rufescens (red abalone), 2126 nucleotides. RefSeq lists its product as uncharacterized. Gene Ontology annotation, molecular function: protein binding. The transcript is spliced from 4 exons. Bases 114 to 2126 code for a protein of 670 amino acids. Lineage: Eukaryota; Metazoa; Mollusca; Gastropoda; Lepetellida; Haliotidae. The record is from RefSeq and is a predicted model, not a curated record.